CCCGCGCCCCUCCCUUCCGCAGGCCCGUAGUCAAACUCAAGCCAAGCGAGAGGCGACAGGCUGACAGUCAGCUGCGCGUCUUGUGUUUUUGGAUUUUGCGGUGCAUUUGAAAACAGUUUAUUAAUUUGUUGUUAAAUAAACAUUAUCGAAAUCGUGUUUGUUGACAUGUGAACAUUUUUUACCGAUGUUCCACAAACUGUACCAACUAUCAGUGCAGACAAUUCGACGAAACCGUAGUGUUAUUAUGAUCGGUGGUGUUCGUUAGUUGCAUUUUUUGUAUGCAGUGCCUUUGAUUUAGUGGAUUUUACAAGUGUUGUUACUGUUGGAUCGUGUUGGAGUAAGCAGUGAUUGUUUCCGUGACCGGUUUCCUCAAAGGGAACUUUCGAUACUUGCAUAAAGCUAGGGAAUGCACGCAUUCCUGUGGGAACCAUAAGAAUUCUACGAGAAGCGAGCGUGGCGGGUGGCGGGGCGAGCGGCGGGCUGCUCGCCAUGAACGCCACCCAGGUGCAAUGCGAGCCCCACGACUCCGUCGUACUCAUCAAAUCUCCGUUUGUUCUAGAUGAGCACCGCUCGGCCGGCGGCAGCUGGGAGGAGCCGGUGAGUGCGGUGCGCAACGCGCCGCUCCGGCGCUCUCAGCGGCUCAACUCCACACUGGACUCCAGGAGCAGCGGUCAGCUCCGCAACACCCUCAGCCGGGCCCGCGAGCUAUGCGAGCGCUGGCGCAGCGGCGGAGCGACUCCCGCGUCACCCGCACCCCCGCCGGAGGACGAGGGCGGGGGGCGCCUGGCCCGUUGGUUCAGCGUCAGGAGGGGCUCCACACACCAGUAUGACAUGCACACACAUGAGAGCGACAAGAUGCCCAAGCUGCCAGAGCUCGAAGAAGACCUCUUCUCAUGCGGCGGCGAGGUGCGCGGCGGCCGCGUGGCGCCACCGUCGCUCGCGCCGCCGCCGGACGCGCUGACGGCCGUGCAGCUUCGGCGGCGACACGUCGUCGCCGCCAUCAUACACAGCGAGAACUCGUACGUCGCGACGCUGCAGCGGCUCGUCAACGACUACAAGAAGCCUCUAGAAGAAAGUAGCCCUGCAAUCCUAAACGCGUCAAAAAUCCAGACGCUGUUCCACCGACUGCCCGACAUACUUCAGUGCCACUUGCACUUCCGCACAGCACUCGCGGACUGCGCGCGGACGUGGGACCGCGAUGAAAAAAUAGGCGAGGUCUUCCUAAACGCGUUUUCCAAAGCCGUGGUGCUGGACGUGUACUCCGACUUCAUAAACAACUUCUCCGUAGCCAUGGAGCUAGCCAAGAUGGAGUCAAAGCGCAAGAGCGCGCUGGCGGACUUCUUCAAGGUCAAGCAGAUCAGCGCGCACGACCGGCUCUCGUUCUUCGGGCUCAUGGUUAAGCCGGUGCAGCGGUUCCCGCAGUUUAUCAUGUUCCUACAGGAUUUACUAAAACAUACGCCUCCAGGACACGCCGACCGCGUUGCCCUACAGAGGGCUUUGACGAGACUAGAAGCUCUAGCUGACGCUUUAAAUGAAAGAAAGCGGGAAGCGGAAAGGACCCAGGCAUUCCGCGCAGCGUUACGACGGUUAACGCGCGGCGGCGUGACGGGUGCGGGUGGAGCGGGUGGCGCGGCGCGCUUCGGAGCCGCGAGGCUGCUAGCUUCGCGUGCUGACAAGCGACAUCUCCUGCGGCAGGACGAUUUGACGCAAUUGGAAUUCAACCAAUCAGGCGCCCUAUCAAAGUGCAAGCCGCGUCGCCUUCUCCUGCUAAACGAUUUAGUCGUGUGCGUGUCAGUCUGCAACAGCGGGGACGACGCGGAACGCCUUGGGCUCAAGUGGGCGCACCCCGUGCAGGAUGUCGACGUGCUCGACACGGGGACCUCGCCUACGCUCAGCCGGGUGCUGGCCCAAGGCAUGAACCGAAGCGGCAGUCUCCGUUCCAACUCGAGCAGUACCCUGUCGUCUACAGGCGACUCUCUCUGCAACGAGAUGUCGACGUUGAUGCACGACUAUGAAACCGUGUCGCGUAUGGCAGAUCUCGCCGCUUCUCUUAAGACGCCAUACCACGAGCUAGCGCCUGAGAUGUUUAGGGCAUUGUUACAGAAUAUACAACAGAGUAUACAGAAAAAAGACGACGAGAUGGCGUGGGUAGACUCAUGCUGUUUACAACUCACUAUCCGAGGCCGCGAAGAACCUGUCACGUUCCGCGCACAAGAGCCCGGCGCGCGUCUCGCCUGGGCGACUGAACUACGUUUAGCACAGCUAGCGCAGGCUUCAGCGAAUUCCCCUGCUUGGCGGUUACCUGCACCUCAGCAUCCACCGGCGCAUAAGAUGCCGCUGUUUGUGGCUGCUACACCGGUGCACUCUUCCAAGUAUCUCACAGAGGUCCGCUGCGGCUGCUUCUACACAUCAUCAUCAUCAACCCGCGGCGCAUCCAUGCGACGGGCUCGUUCACUCCUGUGGAUCUGCGCGGCCGGCUCCGCGCCCGACAGCCACGUGGCCGUGCUCACGCACCGCGCCGCCAAGCUCAAGACGCUCGUCACGCUGCAGCUGCUCGACACCAAGGUGACCUCAAUGGAAUACGCCAAAGGGAUCCGUCAAGUGACCACGCUGUGCGGCGACACAGUGUGGCUCGGCACUGACGACAAGAAGAUCAUCGUCUUCUCCGGCGUCGAGCCCGAGAAACAGGAGAAGCUCGCCGAAGUCAACACCAUCGCGCCCGUCACGCAGAUCAAGUACCACUGCGACGCGAUGUUCGUGGGACUCGCCAACGGGCGGGUGUCCGUCUACCGGAGGAACCACGACGACUCGUGGGCCCUUCAGGAACCGCUAGCUAUCGAGCUGGGCGACAAGCCUGUGCACUGCGUGCUGCCGCUAGAUGGAAUCAUUUACGCUUCUUGCGGAAGAAGAGUCUUCGCUAUAAACGCCCUAACUGCUGAAAUACUACGUAUUUUAGAACUUAAAGGUGACAGCGACCGAUCUGUAAGGUACUUAGCGCAUUCAGGCGUCGGACUAUGGACCGCAUGCACGGAUUCCACGUACGUGAGUCUGUACCACGCCGAAACGUUUGAGCAUCUACAGAAUAUUGACAUCGCUGCCGAUGUAGCUAAGACGAUCGGAGCCAGAGAGGGAAGCAAACCCGCUUACGUUUCCGCUUUGCUCGCUGUUCAAGGACUUUUGUGGGUCGGUACGACCGCAGGAGUUAGCGUCACCGUGCCUCUACCGAAGCUUGAAGGUUUGCCGCUUAUCGGCGGACAUAUCGGAGUGUCGUACCACGCACACGCCGGUCCCGUCAGUUUCCUGCUUCCGCUACUGCCGGAGACGAAAGAAGUGGACGUAAACGUCGUCCGACGGAAUCUGUCCAACGCCCGCGCCUACCAGUCCGCCCUCGCCGACAACAACAUCCUCCACGAGUACAAAGAGGAGACAUCGAAGGAGGACGGCGAAAAACCCAAGCUCGAGAGGCGGAUAUCGGAGGAGCUGAGUCCGUACAGGCCUCAGCGCGUGCAAUCCGCCGUCGUACGUCGCAAGAAGCCCGGCGACGUCCGCCUCAGCAAAACUCUUCCCAAGUGUGCUAAUCUGAACGCCUGCGACGUUUACGGUCUAUACGGCGAUCUCAUGUUCGUGAAAGACUGCGCCGGCGAGAGCGACGUCAGCGGGUCCGGCGGCGAGGCGCUCCGGCGGAGCGACCCCGAGCUGGCCGCCAUCCCGUUCCGCGUCAGCACCCUCGACCGGCGGCUGCGCAUGCGCGCCGGCCGCCCGAGGAGUCUCGACCUGUCCAGCUGGUCCGUGGACUCCCGUGCCUCGAGCCUCUGCACGUCGUCCGGCAGCGAGGAGUCCAUGGCGCUGCGCGGCGUGUCGCGGACCAGCUCCGGCGCGUCCGGCGCGGCCGGCCUGGCGCCCGUGGCCGUGUCCACGCCGGACUCCAGCGCCUCCGAGAGGUCCGCGAGCGCGGCCGCACCCGAACGCGCCAACAACAAAACGGCGGCCCGAAGCCUACGCGGUGCCGACUACGUGGUCGGAGAGAGCUCGGCGCGGCGCUCGGUGGUCACGGUGGUGGGCGGGCGAGGGUACGUGGACUGGCGACAGACGGCCGAGGCGGCGGAGCGGCCGACGCCGGCCGCCGAGCCCAACCCCAAGGACGCGCAUCUCAUCCUGUGGGAGAUGCGCUUGUGACGAGAGCGCGCGCCCGCCCGACUCGCUAUAUUGACUCGCGACGAUCUCGAACCGAUAUGCCCGCACCGAAAAUUAUUAAGAGUGGCCGUCACCGGCUGACGCCCCUCCGAACGUAAGUUAGCAUCUCGGUUUGACAUCGCGUAUCGGAAUAUUUUGUGUCAUAUUUGAGAUAAUCGUGCUAUUGUAAAUACGUGGCUUAUAGAUUUACGGCUAUUCCUAUAGCGUAUACAAUAAAAUUUAUGACUUUGUAUACAAAGAAAAAACCUAUGUAAAGUUCGAUCCCGCUAACUAUGCAAAAAUACGUUCGAAUCUAUGUUUAGCCCGACCGAGAAGCUGUACUUCAUAUGAUAGUUAUAAUAGUUAAUGUUUGACUGCAUGCUUUGAGUGUUAUUAGCGCUAAACUAAGAUUUAACGUAAGAUAGGUUAACGGGGAGGGAUACACUUUGUGUGAAUGAUUGUGAUAAGCUUUAAAUUAUUUUUCUACACUCGGACAGCUAGAAACCGGUUGGCCCGAAGUUUACAUCGGUUUAUCCUAUAUUUAUGCGCUGGUGCAUUAUUUUUGUGAUGUUUUAUAUUCAAAUGUUAUAUGAAAUUGAUUGUGGAUGAUAAUAUAUUAAAGUAAUGCGUUAAGGGAAUAAUUAUACGCACACGAAAACAUUAACGAUCCUCUAAUCCAUUGAAUACUUGCAAUUUACGCAAAAAUGCAUUCUUGUUUACCUCAAAAAUCUAAAACAGAUUUUAAUAUUUAAAAUUUAUAUAAUACCUGUUCUCUAAUCCUAUGGUAUUUAUGU
Messenger RNA from Leguminivora glycinivorella, 4967 nucleotides. Its product is annotated as rho guanine nucleotide exchange factor 10. The transcript has 14 exons. Gene Ontology annotation, biological process: actin cytoskeleton organization; positive regulation of stress fiber assembly. Gene Ontology annotation, molecular function: guanyl-nucleotide exchange factor activity; protein binding. Bases 490 to 4176 code for a protein of 1228 amino acids. The record is from RefSeq and is a predicted model, not a curated record. NCBI's taxonomy places the organism in Eukaryota, Metazoa, Arthropoda, Insecta, Lepidoptera, Tortricidae.